AUGUUUUAUCCUGUUGAUUCAUUAAAACGAGGUGGCAGGUUCUAUUUGUGCUGGGUCGCAGAUUCUUGGCCUUUGCGAUUUGCGACUAUUACUCAACGACAACUUUGGUCUCAAGAUAUUCGGAAAAUAUGUGACGAUUUACUUGAAGUAAUGACGAAUGAGUCGGGUCGUCCAACCAGAAGAUUUUCUCUUCGUUUAAGUUCCCAACUACUUCGAGGAUUAGUAAGAUUAUACCAAAGAAAAGUCACUAUAUUUCUAGGUGACCUAUGCAUGAUCAAUGCAAAUGUGAUAAAACAUUCAAACAAAAAAUGGAAUAUCCAUGAGGUGGAAAUAGUAGAAGAAGUGAGGCGGCCACAGCUGCAGCAGCUUGACAUUCAAGAGAUAAUUCAAGAACCACCUGAAAAUGAACAGAGGAUUGAGGAAAUGAUACAGAGAAGUGGCAAUGUUGUCUCAAAUAUUGCAGAUAUCACAUUGAAAGAAGCUGCAAUUGGUGAAAUCAUACCACCAAAUGACGGUUUCGGCGAAGAACGUCUGGAUCCCCUUCAAUUGCUUCAAGACCGCACUAUCGAAAUGAUGCUGGUGCAGCCAGAUAUAUCGACGGCGCAUAGCGGCUUGGACAUAGCACUGGACGUGACUGACAAGUCACAUGACAAAUCGCGACUAUUGCUCGAACCGGCGCACGCGCAGAUGGAAAGAAUCUCCGAACAUGAUCUCACGAUGUUCAGAAAAUGUAUUUAUCAUUAUAUUUUGUUAAUUCUUUAUUGUUUAUUACUUACCUAA
Spodoptera littoralis (African cotton leafworm) is the source of this 780-nucleotide messenger RNA. Lineage: Eukaryota; Metazoa; Arthropoda; Insecta; Lepidoptera; Noctuidae. The record is from the annotation of a GenBank genome assembly.